Molecule: messenger RNA, 1731 nt
Organism: Xylona heveae TC161
Lineage: Eukaryota; Fungi; Ascomycota; Xylonomycetes; Xylonales; Xylonaceae
Product: Calcium/proton exchanger
Exons: 4
Coding region: 1-1731 (576 amino acids)
Biological process (GO): intracellular calcium ion homeostasis; calcium ion transmembrane transport
Cellular component (GO): fungal-type vacuole membrane
Molecular function (GO): calcium:proton antiporter activity
Source: RefSeq, a predicted model, not a curated record
AUGUCUGAAGGGCUGCCAAUGCAAGCAGUGACAAUGUAUCCGCAACAAGUUUGGCUAAAACUGGACGACGAUGCAGGUUCAAUGGCAGAAAUAAGAUCGGAAGCUCGCCGGUUAUCCUGGAAAUCCGGUUUGAACCCCUUUGCAAAGCGAGUCAAUUCUUUUCAAAGAAGACAAGCCGAAGGGACGAGAGAGUUGGAUCUCGAGGCCGGGUCGAGGGACCAACGACCGAGCAACGAUCAUGAUCAAGAUUUCGACAGGUCUCAAUCGACCGCGGUGGGUUCAGAGCGUGGAGAAUCUCUGGACCACAAAAGCGAAAACCCCGACUUGCAGUACGUAGCAUCGGGCGCCAUGACCGACGGUGCGGCAGCAUCAAACAAUGGAUCUCUGGAUGAUUCGCAAACCCGGAGUCGGAAGUUGCGGUUUAAUCGCAGAAAGGGGACCAAUGGGCAAAUCUCCCGGUCGACAACCUCGUCGUCGAGGAAGAGCAAGACACACAAGUUUACCGUGUGGAGUCAGCUAAACGCGACCAUUUUCAACUCGUACAUUAACAUUCUCAUUCUGGCCGCUCCGGUUGGAAUUGCGCUCAACUUUACAAACGUCAACAAGAUUGCCGUUUUUGUGGUCAAUUUCAUUGCCAUUAUUCCACUCGCAGCAAUGCUGAGUUUCGCGACCGAGGAAAUUUCUCUUCGAGUGGGAGAGACUCUUGGUGGACUUCUUAAUGCAACUUUUGGAAAUGCCGUUGAGCUCAUUGUUUCAAUCAUUGCAUUGGUUCAAAAGCAAGUCAUAAUUGUCCAGACAUCCUUGAUUGGAAGUAUGCUUUCGAAUCUUCUUUUGGUGAUGGGCAUGUGCUUCUUCUUUGGUGGUAUCAAUCGAGAGGAACAAUUCUUCAACCAGACUGUCGCUUCUACUGCGACCAGUCUUUUGGCCCUCAGCGUUGGUAGUUUGAUUAUCCCAACUGCGUUUCACGCCUGGUCUGGCGCUGGCGAACUUGGCAUUGCACCAAUCUCCCGUGGCACAGCUGUCAUUCUACUUGUUGUCUAUGGCUGCUUCCUUUUCUUCCAACUCAAGUCUCACACCAGAAUGUUCAGCGAGACUGGACAAAAGGCGACCAAGCGCAACAAGGAUGUUGAAAGCGGCGUCACCAGAAUGUCUGUUGCACAAGCAGGCGGAAUGCUCUCUGCACCGGCUGGUGGACAGGCGGCUCAGACGGCCGAGAAACAAGAAGACGAAGAAGAGGAGCAGGAAGAGCCUCGGCUCGCAGUCUGGGUUGCGGUCUUGACCCUUGCAGUAUCGACCGCUCUGGUUGCUGUGUGCGCCGAGUUCAUGGUCGACAGCAUCGAUGCCCUCACCGACACUGGCCACAUCUCCAAGACGUUUGUCGGCCUGAUUCUGCUUCCCAUUGUUGGCAACGCCGCCGAGCACGCUACUGCCGUCACAGUCGCAUGCAAAGAUAAAAUGGACCUUGCCAUUGGCGUUGCUGUCGGCAGCAGUAUCCAGAUUGCGCUGCUCGUCUUGCCAUUUAUUGUCGUCCUGGGGUGGAUCCUCCACAAUGACCAGAUGACAUUCUACUUUGAUCCUUUUCAAAUUAUCGUCCUGUUCGUUUCCAUCCUGCUCGUCAGCUAUGUCAUUGGCGACGGCAAGUCGCACUGGAUGGAAGGCGUCCUGCUGCAGUCAACAUACCUCGUCAUUGCCCUGGCAGCGUGGUAUUACCCUAGCGUCCACGUAACAUAG